This is a messenger RNA of Gasterosteus aculeatus aculeatus (three-spined stickleback), 6875 nucleotides long. RefSeq names its product leucine zipper-EF-hand containing transmembrane protein 1 (gene letm1). Gene Ontology annotation, biological process: intracellular monoatomic cation homeostasis. Gene Ontology annotation, molecular function: ribosome binding; calcium ion binding. The record is from RefSeq and is a predicted model, not a curated record. NCBI's taxonomy places the organism in Eukaryota, Metazoa, Chordata, Actinopteri, Perciformes, Gasterosteidae. Gene Ontology annotation, cellular component: mitochondrial inner membrane.
CAAACAGCCUAACAAAACGCAACACCGGUACGACGUCACUCGGGAGCCUGGUCCGGUUAGCUGUCAGCUACGUAGAGGGGAAGGGCAUGACAUGGAGCUACAUUUAUACAGUUGUUCAUGCGUCGUUGCUUCUUAAAAGUACACUAGGAUUUGUUUCCCCCCGGGCGUCGAUAUUUUUAUGUACAACGGCUCGUUUUGUUUUGACAUCUUGAGCAAACAGUAGCUAGCUAACAGGCUAGCUUAGCGUGUAACCUACUGUUAACCGUUAAAGAUAACGUUAGUUCAAACUGAAAGCCUCAUGGCGUUAAUCCUGUUUACGAGGUCCCGGGCACCUUUAAUGAAAACCUCCAGGUCCCUAAAGAACGAGUUCAAGAAAGGCAAAGGGAAAGUACAAGAUGGAGCGUGUUUCAACUGCACAGCCCUCCGACUUUCCAGUCAAACACGACUUUGCAGCUUGGCCCAGGUGUCGUCUCUGGGCCCCUCCGUCCCCUCAACAGAUGGAUGCGUGGGCCCCCCCCAGAGCCUGGACCUACAGCGCCUCUACUGUGGUUUUGCGCUGGGGGCCUCUUCUUCAGGGUACGCCGCGACAGGGACCCGCUGGACGGUAGCACGGCCGCGGCACGUGCCGUGUGUCCGGUGGAUACACACCUCGAGGAGCAGGUGGGACGACUCCAAGGUGGAGAAGUCCCUGCGCUCCUUAAAGGACAAGAAGAAGAAGCUGGAGGAAGGGGGGCCGGUGUACAGCCCCACGCUGGACGCGGCCCCCGUGAAAAGGACGCUCCGCCAGUGGGUGGUAGAUGAGGUCAAGCACUACUACCACGGCUUCAGGCUGCUGUGGAUCGACACCACCAUCGCCGGGCGGAUGCUUUGGAGGGUGUUGAACGGACACCCGCUGUCCCGCCGCGAGAGGAGACAGUUCCUCCGGACGUGCGCCGACGUCUUCCGGCUUCUGCCCUUCCUGGUGUUCAUCAUCGUCCCCUUCAUGGAGUUCCUGCUUCCCGUAGCGCUGAAACUUUUCCCCAACAUGCUGCCGUCCACCUUCGAGACGCAGUCCAAGAAGGAGGAGAGGUUGAAAACGGAGCUGAGAGUCAAACUGGAGAUGGCCAAGUUCUUGCAGGACACCAUCGAGGAGAUCGCUCUGCGCAACAAGGCGGCUCAGGGCACCGUGACGGAGGAGUUCUCCACCUUCUUCCAGAAGAUCCGGGACUCGGGGGAACGUCCCAGCAAUGAGCAGAUCAUCAGAUUCUCCAAACUGUUCGAGGACGAGCUGACGCUGGACAACCUGACCCGGCCCCAGCUGGUGGCCCUCUGCCGCCUCCUGGAGCUCCAGUCCAUCGGGACCAACAACUUCCUCCGCUUCCAGCUCAUCAUGAAGCUCAGGACCAUCCGCGCGGACGACAAGCUGAUCGCAGAGGAAGGCGUGGAGAGCAUGAGCGUGAACGAGGUGCAGACGGCCUGUCGCGCCAGAGGGAUGAGGUCACUCGGAGUCACAGAGGACCGACUGAGGGAGCAGCUCAUCCAGUGGCUGGAGCUCCAUCUGAACCAGCAGAUCCCCACCUCCCUGCUGCUGCUGUCUCGAGCCAUGUUCCUCCCCGACACCCUUUCCCCCGCCGACCAGCUGAAGACCACGCUGCAGACUCUGCCCGAGAUGGUGACAAAGGAGGCCCAGAUGAUGGUGGCGGAGAUGGAGCUCUCCAAAGUGGACAAUAAGGCCAAGGUGGAGACCACGCUGCGGGAGGAGGCGGCCAUACGCCAGGACAACCAGGACAGGGCGAUGGAGAGGUUGGCGGACGCCGCAGAGAAGGCUGCCAAGGAGGGCGAGAUGGAGUUUGAAGCGGAGAAGGUGAAAGCGGACGUCGCUGCUCAGUCGGAGACGCUGAGGGACGCGGCGCCGGUCAUCGAAGGGAUCAAGGGCGAGGAGAUCACCAAGGACGAGAUUGACCUGUUGAGCGACGCGUGCUCAAAGCUGAAGGAGCAGAAGAAGCUGUUGACCUUGGAGAAGGAGGAGCUGGAGGAGCUGAAGGACGACGUCCAGGAAUACAACGAGGAUCUGGAAGAGAUAAAGAUGGAGCUCUCCAAGACGGGUCAAGAAAAGGCGCUGGAGGAGUCGAAGGCCAGCCAGCGCCUGUCAAAGAGAGUCAACCGCAUGAUCGGUCGCAUCGACAAGAUCAUCGUGGAACUGGAGAAGGACAAGGUCAUCCUGGACGGCCAGAUGGACAGCGGGUCCACGCCUCCCGUCGGAUUAUUCUUUACUAAACCGCGCGAUGCCAAAAGUCUGUUCUACACCUUCAGGGAGAACCUCAUCAGCAUCGCAGAGCUCAUCGCCGUCAUGCGGCAGAUCCAGAACAUCCCGGAGCACAAGCUGCAGAGCAUCGCCGAGGCGCUGGACGACAACAAGGACGGCAAGAUCGACAUCGACGACGUCAUCAAGGUGGUGGAACUGAUCGACAAGGAGGACAUCGACAUCUCCACCACGCAGGUGGCCGACAUCAUGGUGAUGCUGCAGAAGGAGGAGAAGCUGAUCGAGAAGGAGAAGGCCAAGGAGAAGGCAGAGAAGGAGCAGGCAGCCACACGCAACCGCUGACUGGUUUCCCAUCAGGACUCUUAGCAUUUGUAAACAACAACAACCACAACAACAGCUGAGAGGUUUGGUGCUCAUUCUGGACACACAGAGAGCGAGAGGUAACAGCUGCCCUCUCAAAACACCGUUUCACCAUCAAUUUAAGCUUUUAAAAAAACGGCUAUCUAAUGUAAAAAGGCACAAAAUCAAAAAGCAACUCACAUUACCGUUAUGUUACUCGUCUGUAUUAUAUGCUGGUAUCUGGUUUUUGUGUAAUUUUACUCAAUUUAUUGACAGAGGGAUCAAAAUGACUUGAAGCUUUGGUUGUUCUCCCAACCUAAAGAGGAGGCAGAUCAAUCACACAGGAGAAUAAUAUAUUCUAGGAGAACGCUUGUUUAAAGCUCGAGGUGGACCGUCUUGCCUUUUCAUUUCAUUCAUGUCAUCAUCUCAGAGAAAUGAGAGAUCAUUUCUGGACUUUGCACAGUAAAAUCAUCGUCAUUACCAUCAGCUCGCUCAGUUUAUUUCCUUUUUUUGAUUGUGUUUUUCCAUCGUCCUCCUACAUUGUAAAGUAACUUGUCGUUUCUUUGAAUUGUGCUUUGAUGUGGUAGCUCAUUGCGGAGGAUCGAACGUUGGCUGCAACCAAAUAUACAAUUACAUGUUCUUCAGAGAACAUCUAAUAAUGUGAGUUUAUUCUAACGAGAAAAAAAAACUAUUUAUCGUUUUAUUAAUUAAUGGCACACAAACACAGUGCAGUAAACGGAGGGUUGAAGCCGAGCACUGAAGGUAAUGACAUUUAUAUCAAUACUAAAAGUAACGGCUGUCCUGUGUUUUCACUUUAUUCUUAUAACGUCCUCGUAGCUCAUAUCUUCAGAUGAAUAUCCUUUAGUGUCCCACAGAUCUCUGUAAAAUGCCAAAGUUGCACUGUGGUGCGUUUGAUGACCGAGGGUCAUAAUCCGAGCGGGGUCGUGGCAAGUUGUUGGUUAGAUCUUUUUUUACGAGUCCCUGCUUCAGAAAGUAUUUGAGGGUUUCUGCAUCGAGGGUCGGAGCCUCUUUGGAACCGUUUAGUAGUUUUUUUGCACAACUGUUUUUUUUAAUUUUUACUCUGGACCUCCAUAGUUUUGAAUGCAAAGUUGCCUUUUCAUGAGAUAUUAUGGACUAAACUGUCGUGUAUUUAUUUUUGAGUAUUCUACAUAGAUGGUGGAGCUGAUAUUAUUUAGUGUUGGAUGAACUCAGGUGUGGAUCAGCUGAUGGAUGUUUGUUUUUGGUAGCGAUGAACUUGUAUGUAAACAAAGACGGAGUGGAGGUUUAGAAUAAACUGAGCGUUACGUUACGUUCACUAUUCUACUGGGUUCUGACGGCACACAUAUUCCAGUUAGGGCGGCAACCAAUGUAUAUUUUGAUUAUGUUUGAUUUGUUUUAUUAUUUGAUAUAGAGAAAAAAAAAACGAUGGAAAAACGAGGAAAAAAAGAGAUUCAUCCUGAAAAAAAUAACCAUCCAAAAAUCAUAAGCUUCUAAACGUAAAUACUAUUUUUUUAAAUAGCCACAUUAUCUUACAUGAUAUUUCUUGUUUUUCCUUUAAAACUAGACUUUCUUUUUCAUUUCCAUUAGAGCGACUUAAACAGCUUUUUAUCGUUAACUCCGAUAAUGUAAUUUCCUGGUGUUUAUGAGUAAUUGUCGACAUUUGUAACGUUAAAGUAAUGUGAUGAAGUCGUCCUUCAGUUCCUGCAGCGUUGUUAAACACUGAUGCUGGGAGGCGUCUUCAGGUGACGACACGUUCCACCUGUCCCGUCUCCACGGCAACCAGAGAGGAGCUCAGGGCUUUAAAGCUUUUGAGAUAACUAUACAAUCACUGGAUACAGACUUAAAACUAAAAGAAAACAUUCAACUUACUCACUGAAUGAAAACCCCAAACGUUUCUGAUCGCCUCUUCAACAACAAUGAGGAGGAGGGAAGGAGGCAGCAGCAGAAGCCUUCAGGCAGCGAGCGGUUUGUCCCUUUUUUGAGGCGUAGGGUAGAAGAGCGACGUCCUCGUGCUGCCAGACAGGAAGAAAGGGAUCAAUAAGCAGACGUCUCAGAUUCAUUUGUAUUUGAUUAUGUUAACGGACACUUUUAGGAUCCACGUGCUCACCUAUUUCACUCUUUUUGCACUAAUCACCAGAAGAAUGCUACUUAUUUCUGUAGGAUGUAUAAACGUACGAGUUGUUUGGUUGGAGAGGAAAAUGGCAGCUGGAGAUGGAAAGCAGGAUCGGUGUUUUUUUCAGGUUGUUUUUCAGGUUGAAAGGAGUCUAUUGUUCUGCAGAAAGAGGAGCAGCUCAGACCUCCUUCAGGUCCAAACCGAUUCAAGUGAAACGGGUGUAGAAAAGUGCAGCCACCAGGAAAAAACGAUGUCCGGGCAGAAUCUUUUUCAUUUUCUUCUCCUGCAUCACUCCGAUUGAUUAAAAACACCAAACGACAGGAGAAUUAAAGCAAAGACAAACUUCCCUUUCUGUCCGAACACGGUGGAGAUUCAUCUUUUAAAAGAGACAAAACACGGAUACAUCUCAGUUUAAUAAGUUAUGUUUUUGGAAAUACCAAAAAAUUAUAUUAGUCGGUGAAUUAAUAUAAGAUGUAGCUUACUGCAGAUUUUGUUGCAACAGUUUAUUUAAUUACAUUUUUCCCCCCAAUUCUUUUUCUUUCUUUUUUUCUUAAGAUCUUAAAAUCUUAAACAAAUUACCUGAACUUGAUUCUAGUUUAGUUUGACUCUUGAAUGUAUGAAGAGAAUUAGUUUUUUUUUUUUUUUUUUUUAAUAACACGUUCAUGUAAACAAACAUAAUUUACAAAAUGAAAUCAUGAGUGUUGAAUAAAUUCUACACGAUCCUGCAUCCUGUUUUACAUCUCUUCUUCUCGUGUGUGUGCCGUUUUCUGUCGUUCCUCAUCUUCACCCUUCAUCAGUUCUCACCACGCUCCUCCUCUAGCACAGUGGAUCUCCUGUAUGUGUAGUGUUUGCACACCAGACAUCCUGUAAAUACAAAUAUAAACGAGGUGUUGUUGGAUACACGAGGAAGAAGGAAGUGUUGACCUUCUGCGUGGAGCUUUAGGACGCUCAGCUGGUGAGUCUGAAGGGACUUUUGUCCCAGACAGGAAGUCCAAGUGAUUUAUUUCACGUAUUAAUUAUCUCCCUUAAACUAAACGAGUCCUUUAGCUUUUUUGCACGGACGGAACGUUGUAAAGAUCCAAUAAAUAAUACCUCUGUUUGGAUCUUCGAGCAUUAAGGUUCACCUCUUAGAAGGUGAGAUGUUUGUGUGGAUAGAACUCACGUGCACAUUUAGGUCUCCUACCUGCUGCAUAAUAAGCAAAGGGACGUCCGUUUACAUGGAUGCAUGUUCACGGUCCAGAUGUUGUAUCCGUGUGCGAUGCUGUGAAUAGUCCCACUUGGGGGGGGGGGGGGGGGUUGUCCUGACGCCGCCUGUUAAAACUCAAGAGGAAGAAGGAGGCGGGACUUGUUUGGCCUCUCAGCUGGAACAUCAUCUCACCACAGCGGCUUCAAGCUCGCCGCUGGAACCGUUGCUCCUUCUUUCCUCUUCUGUGGUUUUCGGAAAAGUGCCUGGAGAUCAAUUUUAAUUCUGUUUCCCAAUUUCUGAUCUUUUAAACAAAUUGUUCAUUUUGUUUUUGUAAACAUUCAUUUUAGCAUUUUUAUUUUUUAACUUAUGCUUUCAACAAACUUUAUUCUUCCCUCAUUUCUUCCAGAGCAGCCUGAUGCUUUCGUGUGUGAAGUAUUUCAUUUGAUUAGUUUCUAUUUCCUGAAGGCAUUUUUCACCAUGAAAUCUGAUGUUUGCCAAGCGAAGAGACUUCACGAUGUUCCCAAACUCCAUCACACGGCCAGUCAGCGACUACAUCUGAAGGGCUUUGCAAUGACGCAAUAAUGUAAAAGCAGCUGGACGUGUUAAGGAAUGUGUCCUCAUUUCCAUCACACGCUAACGACAUGAUGUAUUGUUCACGUGUAGACUUUCUCUACACGAUUCUGUUGUUUUGGUGCUUCGGGCUUCAUCCGUUCAGGGGUUUGUUCAUGUCCAAGAUUUGUGUAAUCCUGAGUGACGCGUCACAUGACAGGAAGCCGGGAGAGGACCGGGAGGACUUCAGGGGACUUUAGGGGACUGAGAAUGUGCUAACUGGUUUCACACGGAGACACUGGAUGUGAUUGAAGUAGAGCUGCACAAACGUCUCACUGGUGUGAAGAUGUAGAACCACUGGAGACGUCUGGAUCGUCCACACGCUGCUGUCAUCUCGCUCUUAUUCAUGUCGCUUGAAACUGCAAUAAAUCUCUCAACAGCUUUGA